Molecule: messenger RNA, 3945 nt
Organism: Durio zibethinus
Lineage: Eukaryota; Viridiplantae; Streptophyta; Magnoliopsida; Malvales; Malvaceae
Product: FT-interacting protein 3
Source: RefSeq, a predicted model, not a curated record
AAUAUUAUUCAUCAAGCUUAAUAAAUAAAUAUAAAUAAAUCUUCCUCUACAUUACUGAUCAGAGCAGAUGAACUAAACAACGUCAUAAGGGGUUGUUUCCGACAAUUCACCUUAAACAAAGACACGUUUGAAAUCCGGACGACGUUCUCCUCACAAGCGUGAAAGAGUCGGGUCCCCACUUUCACUGUAUUCCAACAGAGAAAAAAACAGACAAAGCAAAGCAAAGCACCACCCAAAGAAAAAGAGAAAGGCAGACUUAGAGAGUAUUCUCUGGCAGAUUCAUUAGAUCCCAACCAACAAAAUAAAAUAAAAAAAAGCAAAAAACUGCACCGUUUCUCUUUCUCUAUAGACAAGACUUCUCCUUUUUUUUUUUUUUUUCUUUCUUGUUCUUAUCUUUGAUUUUUUUGUUUUGGUUUUUCACUCUCUUGAAAGAACAGAAAAAAAUUUUUUUUGUUUGAUUGGGAAGUUCUUUUACUUGUCCAUUUUGGUUCAAUUAUUGCUGAUGAGACUUUCAUUGAUGUAAUCGAGCUUUUUUUUAUUUUUUUGUUUGAACGUUUUAUUUUGGGUCCUUUGUAAACCGAUCUUCGAAGGUAUAAUAUUUAUCUUUUUCUUUUUUGUUUUCAGUAGUUUUUGAUUUACCAUUUGAAUCUAAAAGCCUUUCUAAAAUGUUUUUAGGGUUUUGUUGGUUCAUUUGAUAGUGCAGUUUGGUGCUUUGUUUCAGUGUUCUGUUUUUUAUUCCUAUUGUUUAUAAGUUGUUUUUUUGUUCGUGACUUGUGCUUUGGUUUCUGAGAAAAGCAAGGGGAAUGAUAAGUGUACGUUGUGAUUUAUUUUUUUAAAUGUCGGUUUAGUUGUUUUGUUACUGAGAAAUAUUUUGGAAUCAAAAGGAAAAUCUGAAGUUUUGAACUCUUUGUCUCUUUGAAAAUAAACAAAAAAAAAAAAGUUUUUGAUAGUUUUACUAUAUCUAGCACCAUCAGAAAUAAAAAAAAAAAAUCAGAGAAAUUAGCGUACAUUUUCACGCAUUUUCGCAGGAACCAAACAGGGGAUUACUUGAAUCAAGGUUGGCAGAUCUGAAAGUUUGAAGGAAGUCUCUGUUUACGUCCCUCACUUGAAAAACCUUUUCCAGGUUUUUGGUUUUUUCGGUCACUUUGUUUGAAUCCAAAGAUGAUGCAUCGUCCUCAACGUGAAGAAUUCGCCCUUAAGGAGACCUAUCCCCACCUUGGUGGUGGAAAGAUCAGUGGGGACAAGCUUACGAGCACUUAUGACUUGGUAGAGCAGAUGCAAUACUUAUAUGUUCGGGUUGUAAAGGCAAAGGAUUUGCCAGGGAAAGAUGUUACUGGUAGUUGUGAUCCUUAUGUUGAGGUUAAGCUUGGAAACUACGUGGGUUUUACUCGGUUUUUUGAGAAAAAGUCGAAUCCUGAGUGGAAUCAGGUGUUUGCUUUUUCGAAAGAUAGGCUUCAGGCUUCAUUGCUUGAGGUUACGGUUAAGGACAAGGAUUUUGUGAAGGAUGACUUUAUUGGGAAGAUUUUCUUUGAUCUCAAUGAGAUUCCAAAAAGGGUUCCCCCGGAUAGUCCACUGGCACCACAAUGGUAUAGGUUGGAGGAUAGGCAGGGGAAUAAGGUUAAGGGAGAGUUGAUGUUGGCUGUUUGGAUGGGAACUCAAGCUGAUGAAGCGUUCCCUGAAGCUUGGCAUUCUGAUGCAGCUGUUGUUAGUGGGGCUGAAGGUCUUGCAAAUAUUCGAUCAAAAGUAUAUCUCUCUCCAAAGCUUUGGUAUUUGAGGGUUAAUGUUAUUGAGGCUCAGGACUUGCAACCUGGUGAUAAGGGUCGGUACCCUGAAGUUUUUGUGAAGGCUACCUUGGGAAAUCAGGCUUUAAGGACUAGGAUUUCUCAGGCCAGGGGUAUGAAUCCAAUGUGGAAUGAGGAUCUUAUGUUUGUGGCAGCAGAACCUUUUGAGGAGCGAUUAAUUUUGAGUGUAGAAGACAGGGUUGCUCCUAACAAGGAUGAAGUUCUGGGGAAGUGUGCAAUUCCUUUACAAUAUGUAGACAAGAGGUUUGAUCAUAAACCUGUGAAUAGUAGGUGGUUUAAUCUUGAGAAGCAUGCUAUUAUAGAAGGAGAGAAGAAGAAAGAGACUAAGUUUUCGAGCAGAAUUCAUAUGAGGAUCUGUUUGGAAGGUGGUUAUCACGUUCUGGAUGAGUCAACCCAUUACAGUAGUGAUCUUAGACCAACUGCAAAGCAGUUGUGGAAGGCUAGCAUUGGGGUUCUGGAAUUGGGUAUUCUUAAUGCGCAUGGUUUAAUGCCAAUGAAGACAAAAGAUGGACGGGGGACAACAGAUGCUUAUUGUGUUGCAAAGUAUGGUCAAAAAUGGGUUCGAACCAGGACAAUCAUUGAUAGCUUUGCACCCAAGUGGAAUGAGCAGUAUACAUGGGAGGUUUUCGAUCCUUGUACUGUCAUAACUAUUGGGGUGUUUGAUAACUGCCAUUUGCAUGGAGGAGAUAAGGGUGGAGGGGCUAAGGAUUCUAAGAUUGGGAAGGUGAGAAUUCGUCUUUCCACUCUUGAAACUGAUCGGGUUUACACUCAUUCAUAUCCACUUCUGGUGCUACAUCCAAAUGGGGUCAAGAAGAUGGGUGAAAUUCAUUUGGCUGUGAGGUUCACUUGCUCUUCGUUGCUUAAUAUGAUGCAUAUGUACUCUCGUCCUCUUUUGCCAAAAAUGCAUUAUCUUCAUCCGUUGACUGUUAUCCAACUUGAUAGCUUGAGGCAUCAGGCCACACAGAUUGUGUCAAUGUGGCUAGGACGGGCUGAACCACCAUUGAGAAAAGAGGUGGUCGAAUAUAUGCUAGAUGUGGGUUCUCACAUGUGGAGCAUGAGAAGAAGCAAAGCAAAUUUUUUCAGAAUUAUGAAUGUUUUGGGUGGGUUAAUUGCUGUUGGAAAAUGGUUUGAUCAGAUUUGUAAUUGGAAAAACCCUAUUACGACAGUAUUGAUUCACAUCUUGUUUAUCAUACUGGUCCUCUAUCCUGAACUUAUUUUGCCGACAAUUUUCCUCUACCUGUUCUUGAUUGGGGUUUGGUAUUAUAGAUGGAGGCCAAGGCAUCCUCCUCACAUGGACACUCGCCUUUCUCAUGCAGAUUCCGCACAUCCUGAUGAACUGGAUGAAGAGUUUGACACAUUCCCAACUUCCCGGCCAUCUGAUAUUGUCAGGAUGAGAUAUGACCGACUGAGAAGUAUUGCUGGGAGAAUUCAGACAGUGGUUGGCGAUUUGGCUACACAGGGUGAGAGGCUGCAAUCUCUAUUAAGCUGGAGAGACCCAAGAGCCACGGCUCUGUUUGUAAUUUUCUGUCUGGUUGCUGCCAUUGUUUUAUAUGUCACACCAUUCCAGGUUGUGGCGCUGCUAGCAGGAUUUUAUAUCUUGAGACAUCCAAGGUUUCGCCAUAAGCUUCCAUCAGUGCCUCUCAAUUUCUUCAGGAGGUUGCCUGCUAGAACUGAUUCCAUGUUAUGAACAAGACUAGUUUUGUGUGCAAUUUCCUCAACGUAGUUUGGAACUGGAUUUUUCCCCUUGUUGAUUCUGACAAGAAUAUGCUGAAACAAAUGGGGCUUGUUUCUUUUCUGUGUUAAGUAGCUGUUGUUGAGUUCUGGUAUGAUGUAUAACCUUCCCCUGAAGGUAGUAGAUUUUGUGGGUUUGUGUUCAUUUAUGGUAUCUAUAGGAUUUCUGUCUUAAAACUGAGGUGUUUUCUAUGAUCAAUCAGUUUUCAUUGUAAUUUUUUAGGUUGUGAUUGGAAUUUAACCAAUUGCUGGACCUUCCCUAUCCUUAUUUUGCAUCUAGCAGAUAGUGUACUAAAACGUUAUGGGACUUAUAACCCCAAGCUUUAGUUCAUCCUUCAUGACAAGUUAUUUGUUUUGUUCAAUGGUGAUGUUAGAGCAUUAGCAUAUUGACAUGAAGCGUGUGAAUUUUAAA